AUGUCCAUUCAUUACAUCCUCAUACUAAAUCGCCAGGGCAAGACGAGACUUGCCAAAUGGUUCGAUAAUUCUUUCACGGAAGCACACAAGCACGAGGUCAUUGGCGAGGUGCACCGGCUCAUAUCUUCUCGAGAUCUGAAGUACCAGUCUAACUUCGUGGAGUUCAACCACCACAAACUCGUCUACAGACGUUAUGCUGGGCUCUACUUUGUAAUGCUGAUUGAUUUCGUGGACAACGAGUUGAGUUACUUGGAAUCCGUGCAUUUUUUUGUGGAGAUUCUUGAUACUUACUUCGACAAUGUAUGUGAGCUUGAUUUGGUGUUCAACUUCUACAAGCUUUAUACGGUGCUAGACGAAGUGUACCUAGGUGGAGAACUCCAGGAGAUUCUGAAGGUUCGGGUGUUGAACCGGUUACAAUAUCUUGAUUCGCUUGCCAGUUGA
Molecule: messenger RNA, 441 nt
Organism: Sungouiella intermedia
Lineage: Eukaryota; Fungi; Ascomycota; Pichiomycetes; Serinales; Metschnikowiaceae
Source: the annotation of a GenBank genome assembly